AUGGAGGGGCUGAUGAUCGUCUUCGAGCGCCUGUGCCUUCGAGACGAGAUCAUGGCGUCGCUCAACCCGGAGCAGGCGUGGCGCGAGCUCACGACUACAAGCCCCGGGGUCGUCGCGCGUGUGGCGCAGGCCGAGCGUGAGUUUGCCGUCUACCAGCGCCGCGACGGUGUCUUCAGCCGGCCGUCGGUCCUCGAGAACGCGAAGAACAUGGAGCCGGCAGCGUGGUGGGGGAUGUAUGGCAAGCACUUGCCGCUGCU
Emiliania huxleyi CCMP1516 is the source of this 257-nucleotide messenger RNA. RefSeq lists its product as hypothetical. Lineage: Eukaryota; Haptophyta; Isochrysidales; Noelaerhabdaceae. The annotation marks the transcript as partial. The record is from RefSeq and is a predicted model, not a curated record. The transcript has a single exon.